AUUCGGGGAUUGUCCAGUUUUAAUAUCUGUAAUUUUUAAAGUAAAAAGUCCUUUGUUGAAAAAAUUGGAUGUCAUAACGUCAUGGAGGAAGUCGAUAAUAUAAUCAUUCACACUUUACGACAGAUUGGAUGCAAUUUGAAUGAGUCAAUAUCAAGUUUGAAGGAAUUCACUACUGACAAUGUAAUUGAGGCCACAUCAAUGUGUCUACGUGUUAUCAAUGAUGCUAAUCAGUUUUCAAGAACCCUCCCGCCCAGUAUGUCAGCAAGAUUUCGUUUGGGCACAGGUUUAGCUCAAGCCUGUCAGGAUCUUGGUUUUAAUGGUGUCAUUGGGUAUCAAACAUUUCUGUAUCCUACUGAAGGAGACAUUAGAACUUUAUUUAUGUUUUUGGUUGAACGUCUGCCAAAAGAGAGUGCAGAAGCAGCAGAUGAACCAAUGGGUGGUGCAAUCCUGCUGAAUAGAAGAAUAGCAAGUGAAUUGUCUAAGAUUUUAGCUGGAACAUGGAUACCUCCGUUUUGCAAGCGUAGUGGUAUCUGUUGGAGUGGGAAGGAUGGUCAGACCUGGCAUAGAGUUGGUGUGAAAGGUGUUCAUCGUUUCCGUUCAUCUCCGCUGAAGUACCCGAAAGGACUUGGUGACCUCACACGCAAAAUUCCUAAAGAUACAAAGCAGUACUAUGAUUCCUUAGCGAUGCCUUUGAUUACCUCCCAACCUUCUGCAAAGCAAAACAUUUCUGAUUCUAUUUUGGAGGCAAACUCUCUCAAAGUUUCACGUGAUAUGGAAUGGGAAAAUGAGUGGAACCACAGUGGUCUAGCGUCACGUCUCACCCCUGAGGAGUACAAAAGACAGAAGCAGGAAAGACUUUUGAAGAAAUUAGCAAAAAAUAUUCAAGCUGAAGUUCAAAAGGCGAACGUUGAAAGUUCUAAAUUAAAUAAACAAGACUUCAAUGAUAUGAUCCGAGAAAUCUCUGCACGAAAUGUUAAUGCUGGUCAGGAAAAUGUGGGCUCAAGAUUCACACGGUCCGAGAAGCUUCAGUUUACUCAAGACGAUGAAAAGGAGUUGGCAGCCGUGGCAGCAAUAGCUGAAAAUGCCGGAUCAAAAAUUGACACUGAAGAGGAAAUUCAAGCGCGAAGAAAAGAAGAGAUUGACACUAUGCAAGGCCGUUUAACAGAGCUAACGAGUCGCCUCGAAGGAAUGGAGAUUGAUAUGAGAAAGUUUACUGCAACUAUUCAACAGGCUCACGAACAAACGGAAUUACUGCAAAGGAAAAACAAAGAAGAAGAAGAUGCUUACAAAGUGAAGAAAAGAACUGCAGAUUUACUACCUGAUGCUGCGAACAACAUCGCCAAACUGGAGACGGUCGUUGAUAACAGUUCUGCGAGAUUGUUGACCCUCGCAAAACAAUGGGAAGGACAUCGUAAACCAUUGAUCGAGCAAUAUCGAGAAGUGAAAGCCUUGAAUAGCACCAGACUGAGUGAAGCUCAGAAGAAGAUCGAACAAAUUCGUGAUCUCCGUGAGAAAAUGAAAGAGACCGUAGAGGAAGUUCGCAAUAGGGAUGAUCUUUUGAAAGACUUGGUUACUGAAUAUCAGAAUAUGGUUAAAGAUGUUAAUAGAUCUGCUUACACGAAAAGAAUCCUGGAAAUUAUUGAAAAUAUUAAGAGGCAGAAAAAUGAUAUUGACAAGAUAUUAGUAGACACUCGAAGUGUUCAAAAAGAUAUCAAUCAACUUUCUGGAAAGCUCAGUCGUACGUUUAAAGUUACAGAUGAACUCAUUUUUAAGGAUGCUAAAAAGGACGAGGCUUGCCGAAAAGCAUACCGCUACUUGGCCAGUUUGCACGAGAAUUGUGAAGAACUUGUGCAAUGUGUGGAAGAAACUGGAGUGAUUAUGAGAGAGAUCAGAGACUUAGAAGAACAGAUUGAUAUGGAACAUGAAAAAGAUACGGCAUCAAAUCUUGAGAAAAUUACCAAAGACUAUAAGAUAAUGAAAGACGAAAAUACAGUGUUAGUGAAAAAGUUGAAGUCUCAAUAGGGACAAAUAAAUAGUUACUUAAUACCUAAUAA
Dendronephthya gigantea is the source of this 2054-nucleotide messenger RNA. RefSeq names its product coiled-coil domain-containing protein 22 homolog. The record is from RefSeq and is a predicted model, not a curated record. The coding region runs from base 82 to 2022 and encodes 646 amino acids. NCBI's taxonomy places the organism in Eukaryota, Metazoa, Cnidaria, Anthozoa, Malacalcyonacea, Nephtheidae. Gene Ontology annotation, biological process: positive regulation of ubiquitin-dependent protein catabolic process. Gene Ontology annotation, molecular function: cullin family protein binding. The transcript has 18 exons.